AUGGACAAGCGCGCCGAUAGGCAGUUCAAUGGGAACCAAGCAGGUCAAGCAGGAGUAAGCAGACAAAGAGAUGGACAACAACGGGAUCAGCUUGCCGACAUGUCACAAGCAUCUGCAAGCCACAAUCAAAGCAGACGAAGUCUCCCAUCCAUAUCGAACUUAAGGACAAACAUGCGCGAUAGGCUGGGCCCACAACUUGCCAUCCACGCUCGCCUGGGCCCGCAGAGAAAUAUUCACGAAAGGCUAGGCCCCCAGGGCGGUCAACCUGGUAACCCGCACAAUGAGGACUGUGAAGAAAGGCACUCCACUGACCACUCUCGAAGAAUCAAUUCCCAUCGCCAAGUUACAGAAAAUCCCUCACAAGCACAGUCCACCAACACGCCGCCUAGGCAGCGCAGCCGAGAAGGUCGACCCUUGCAAACCAACGAGGAAGUUAAUCAGCCUCACCCAAAUCGUAAAGGCCAUCAACGUGACCGACCAGCCAUGUGUGCGGAAGACGUUGAGAAGCUUGUGAAUAACCGACUUCGAGACUUAAAGAUUGGCGGAAAUUUUGAAGAUGCACUACACGUGGAGAUAGACCGAGAAAACUCCUCACCUUUCACCGCCAAAAUCAAGCAAGCUGCUUCCUCGAAAUUGGAGCAUCUCAGGACUGGUUCAAUACCCUGCCAUUCGGGUCGAUCAGCAGCUUCAAGGAGCUUACUUACAUCUUCACUAAAGAAUACACUUCUUAUCGGAAAAUCAAGAAGAACUGACCAUCUGUUCAACCUGCACAAGAAGCCCGAUGAAUCCCUCCGAGACUACAUCAAGAGGUUCAAAGCGGAGAGGGCAAACAUUGUAGGAUGUGAUGACCAAAUUAUGUCAUCCGCCUUCAAGAGGGGGUUGCCUUCAAGAGGGGGUUGCCAUCUCUCCUUGCCAAACAUUGGUAGAAGUCUUCGCUAUAGCAGAGCGCUACGCACUAUAGGACGACAACCGAAUCGCCACAAAGAAGGCUGA
Messenger RNA from Prunus armeniaca (apricot), 993 nucleotides. The record is from the annotation of a GenBank genome assembly. NCBI's taxonomy places the organism in Eukaryota, Viridiplantae, Streptophyta, Magnoliopsida, Rosales, Rosaceae.